GCUGGUGGUGGCAUUCUAUGUUUAGGGCUCUUUCGGUGGAGAUCCGGCGCUGCAUGUUGGCUAACUUUCCUUGCGACUCCUGCACGACCUGCUGUACAGCGAACGAGCCACUCGGAGCCCUGCCUCCACGAGGAUCCAGAAGCAGAAGGCAGCUCUAGCAGCUUUGCAGAGGAGUGAGAUCCUUUCAGCCAUGAGGCAUAUGUUGAACCUCUACUUCUUGGGUGUCGUGCUGACCCUGCUUUCCAUCUUUUUUGGACUGAUGGAAUCACUGGAGGCCUUACUGGAGGGUCCAUCAACUGGGACCUCCUGGAGCACCAGAGGUCAACUAGCCAGCCCAGAGCCCCCCAAGGGCCUUCCAGACCGUCCAUCUCAGCCCAGAGGGUUGUGAUAAGCCCUCCCUCCAGCCAACAUAACCUUGAACACUGGUCAAAAUGCAUCCCGCCAGGUGUCCCAGUUCCUAGGGAGGCAAGCUCAGAGCAGCAGUGUUAUUAGAGAACUGACUGUGACUAGCCCCUUGAAGGGCCCUCUGUCUGGAUGCUCCCUGCCCUGGAAAGGAGCCUGUUUGACCCACAGGUGUGAGUGGUUGCCUGUGGCCGUGGAGUGGAGUAAUCUCAGUCUUCUCCCCAGGGUCUGCUAUAUGGUUUGCUGUCCUGGGCAGGGUGAUUCCAGCUUCUCUCAGUGGGGGUUUGUGCUGCAGCUUCGGCUGUUGGGAGAUAGUGAUGUUUUCCCCCUACUCCCUAGACAUCUUCCCAGAGCUGCCUUUGGACUUGGGUGUCUUGCAGUCAGUGGAUUUGGUGUUCGGCCCCUCUUCCAUGAGACUGCCUCUGCGUUUGGAUGACAGUCGAUAUGUGGGUCAGCUGUGAGGACAGGGAAGAUGGAGCAUUCUCGUGUUUUACAUUUCUAAGUCACUCCUCUAACAUAGUGUGUGUGCGUAUGUAUUGGU
Trichechus manatus latirostris (Florida manatee) is the source of this 943-nucleotide messenger RNA. It is a transcript of the gene HILPDA, whose product is annotated as hypoxia inducible lipid droplet associated. NCBI's taxonomy places the organism in Eukaryota, Metazoa, Chordata, Mammalia, Sirenia, Trichechidae. The record is from RefSeq and is a predicted model, not a curated record. Gene Ontology annotation, cellular component: lipid droplet. Bases 191 to 388 code for a protein of 65 amino acids. The transcript is spliced from 2 exons. Gene Ontology annotation, biological process: autocrine signaling; positive regulation of cell population proliferation; positive regulation of cytokine production.